AGCAGCGUGUCUCUGUCUACGUGUACCCGUUGGGACGCGAGAAGGAGGAAAAAAACAUAAAUCUCGAAUAUCGCGAGAAAUUAUUAAAUGAGAACAAUCUCGUGGCAGGUACGUAAUAUCUCUCUCUGUGGCUCUCGCUGCAUUAAAUAAGCCGUCACGGGGGAGCGAGAAAGGAGGGCAAAAGGCGGAACAAGAGAGUGAGGGAGCGCGCUCCAAAAGGAGAACGAGUCCACGGUAGAAGACGAAAUAGAGUUGAGCCGUUUACUGAUUACAACAAAUAAGAAUUCCCACCGAGGAAUAUUUGCGGGCGAGGAGGGACGGAUGUUCUUCCUCGAACCACGAUCUCCACCUCCAAAGCACCACAAACCCUAGCCCCCGAUGGAAGGUGGGUCCCCGGAAUGUGCUUCAGUUGGCUCUGGGCCAAAACGGUCGAGUGCAUCAUCACAUGGUAGGCCCCGGGGUUCAUCAUCUUCCAGCUGCAAGAAUUUUCUUCAGAAAUUUGUGGAUAGUGAGAUUUUGACAGCAAACCUUGAAGAUUGGUUUUCAGGAAUAUCCAAAGAAUCCGGAUUCAGGAAGCCUGCCUUUGAUGUUCCUUUUGAGCUCACAGAACUUCAGAAUUUUGAUUAUGCUCUAGAAGGUGUUUCUUUUCACCAGUUUAUACGAAUGCCAAACACUUUCUAUGCAUCAACAUCUGAUGCUGUUGAAGCAACAGCACAUCUUGCUAUUGAAGAUUUUCUACAUGCUAGUGUUAAAGGCUUGUGGGAGACCUUUUGGAGUCCUGAUGAACCUGUACCUUUUUCAGUUGCCUGUAUACACAGUACAAGUUCCAAAUUCUAUCCAGCAGAGAAGGCCAUUGCCAAUGGAAAGCUUGAAGGUCUUUGUGCAACAGCCAUAUUGCUCAAGAAUAGUUGGCAUUCUCAUGGGAAAUGGGACCACAUUGUUGAAUUAGCUCUGUUGAGGCCUGAUAUUGGGAGUCUUUCAAUGCAGAGUGACUGGCGGCCUUCCCAUGCCAUUCUGGGGGAAGCGCUGUUUUUUGCUCUCCGUGUUCUAUUAUCACGAAGCCUCAGCAGAUCAUCAACUGUUCUUCGCAAUUCAAAUUGUGUUUUUGUGCUUCUUGUUGAUUCACAAUAUGGUGGGGUGGUAAAAGUUGAAGGUGAUGUGAGUAAGUUGGACUUUGAUGUUAAUAGUGUAUAUGAAUGUGCGGCUGAAUGGAUAAAAGAACAUGCCAGAAUUACUGUUUCUCCCAUUGAUCGAAUUUGGAACAAGCUUGGGAAUGCCAAUUGGGGUGAUAUCGGAACUCUACAGGUUCUUCUCGCAACUUUCCACUGUAUCAUUCAGUUUUGUGGAAUGCCAAAGUAUUCACUUGAAGAUUUAGCUACAGAACAUAGUUCCCGUCUACAGAGUCGAAGAACAGAAAGGCGUUUGGUAGAUACACGUACAAAUGGAAAUGGGUUGUUCCGUUUCCAGCAACACAACCAUUCCUCUGAAAUUGUCGAGGUCCAAGAAGAAUCUGUAAAAUUUGAAUCUGAAGGAACUCUGAAGCUAGAAAAAGGCUCAGUUUUGUGGAUGGAAGACACAAACUGGCAGAAGGGUUUCCAGAUUAAUGAAGUGUUAGCUGAUGGUGAACUUCCAAUUUAUGUUGCGACUCCUGUGGAAGAACAAGGAAAGGCACUUCUAUUAUAUGUUGGUUCUAGUCCAACUCAUUUGGAACCUGCAUGGGAGGAUAUGAAUUUGUGGUACCAGGUUCAGAGGCAGUCUAAAGUGUUGACUUCAAUGAAACAGAGGGGAUUGUGCAGCAAGUACGUUCCCCAAAUGGUUGCAUCUGGACGCAUAAUUCAUCCUGGUGAAUGUAACAAACCAAGCUCUGGUGGAAACUGCGGUCAUCCAUGGUGUGGUACCCCCAUCCUGGUCACCUCUCCUGUGGGUGAGACAGUUUCCAAUUUGAUAAGAAAUGGUUUAUUUGGUUCUGAGGAAGCUCUCAGGUGCUGCCAUGACUGCUUAUCCGCCCUGGCAACUGCAUCCUCUGCUGGAAUCAGGCAUGGGGACAUCCGUCCAGAGAAUGUGAUCCGUGCGAGUAAUGGCGUCAGGCAUCCCUUUUUUGUACUGAUUGGGUGGGGUCAUGCAGUUCUUGAAGAAAGGGAUCGCCCAUCAAUGAAUCUUUUCUUCUCUUCUACAUAUGCUCUCCAGGAAGGAAAACUAUGUGCAGCAUCAGAUGCCGAGAGUCUUAUCUAUCUGCUAUAUUUUUCAUGUGGUGGCGUAUUCCCAGAGUUGGAUUCAGUUGAAGGGGCACUUCAGUGGAGGGAAGUGUCAUGGUCAAGAAGGGUUAUACAGCAGAAGCUUGGGGAUGUGUCAGCAGUGCUGAAAGCCUUUGCUGAUUAUGUGGACAGCCUCUGUGGGACUCCAUAUCCAAUGGAUUACGAGAUAUGGUUGAGAAGGUUGGGAAGAACAAUUAAUGAAGAUCAUGGGAAGGAGAUUGAUGCGUCAAAUUAGACUGUUAAGUGCAACUGGAUGGUUGUCCCCUUUUAAAUAUGCAUGACAUUAUCACUGCCUGCAUCCUUGGAUUGUUCAUUUGAAGGCCUUCAAAAUGUCUGAGCUUUAGUGGUCAAUUUUUGAUCGUUCAGAAGUUUGAAAGGGAUCGAAAUAUAUAGCGACCACAGGUCAUCAAUCCAAGAAAGGGCUUCCAGGAUUCCAGAUGAUCCGUUAAUCGAGUCUCUAAAGGACUAUCACACGAAUCCACUGGAAUCUGCAUUUCAUGGAAUUUUUUUAGUUCCAAGCAUCUUGAUGAGAUUUCUGGUCGAUUAGUUAGAAAGCUGCGGGAUAAGGUUCCUGAGCUAAUGCCAUGCAUGAACUACUUUAUCGAGGCCAGUGGCUACUGUUUUCUGAGUUUUUGGAUGAUUCGUUACUUUUUAGUUCAGGCAUUCUCAUAUUAUCUUCAUGAACCAUUUUGAGUUGUUUGGAUCAGCACUGAAGACGAGCCCCAGUUCCAUCUUCAGCUGACUUCUAUCCGUACUCCGAAUGGCCUUUGGUUUAGGCAAAGUUUUUUGUGAUUAAAUUUAUUUUCACUAUUUAUUUGUCUUGGGAAAGAGUAGCUGGAGUGAUUUGUGGAUGAGGUAUAAUUUUUUGAGAUACUUAUCAUUCAAUGGGUGUGUCAUUCAGUACUAACCACACCCCAUUUCUGUAAAUGGUUAUCUUGUUUAAUUAAAGUUUCCACUCUGUGGCUAGCAUUGUUUGGAUCA
Molecule: messenger RNA, 3236 nt
Organism: Elaeis guineensis (African oil palm)
Lineage: Eukaryota; Viridiplantae; Streptophyta; Magnoliopsida; Arecales; Arecaceae
Source: RefSeq, a predicted model, not a curated record